GGACUCGUAUUUUUCUCAGCAUGAAGAGGAUGGAUAGACUGAGAGCAAAGAGGAACCACCAACCUGUCAUGUCAGAGUGUUUAAUGACAUCUAAAGUAGCAGGAGGGGCGGGGAAGGUUAAAGCCUAAGACACUUAAACUCCAGCGAGAUCAGCUCUUCAACUGUCUGUCCGGACAUCACAUCUCAGCUGUCGGGGAAACUAUGGAGCUCGAAAAACUCAGAAAUUUGAGGGGGAAAUGCAUGCUGAGGCGUGACAUCAUAAGAGAGUUUCUGGCGGAAUUACUGGGGACAUUCGUAUUAAUACUGUUCGGUUGUGGUUCAGUGGCCCAAACGGUCCUCAGCAGAGGCAAACUUGGAGAACCUCUCACCAUCCACUUUGGGUUUACUCUAGGGGUGAUGCUGGCUGUGUACAUGGCAGGAGGCGUGUCAGGUGGACAUGUGAACCCAGCUGUUUCUCUGGCCAUGGUUGUUGUUGGGAAACUCCCAAUAAAGAAAUUUCCGGUCUAUGUGGCAGCUCAGUUUCUUGGUGCCUUUGCCGGGUCUUGUGCUGUCUACUGUCUGUACUAUGGUGCCUUUACAAAUUUUGAUAAUGGACAGCUGCUUGUAACUGGUGAAAAUGCCACAGCAAAAAUCUUUGCUUCAUAUCCAGGUGAACAUCUCUCAUUGUUAAAUGGAUUUAUUGAUCAGGUGAUCGGCACAGGUGCCCUGGUCCUCUGUAUUUUAGCCAUAGUAGAUAAGAAGAAUAUCGGGGCACCUAAAGGCAUGGAGCCUCUGGUUAUUGGUCUGAGCAUCCUGGCUAUCGGAGUGUCAAUGGCGCUGAACUGCGGCUAUCCGAUCAACCCUGCCAGAGACUUGGGACCACGGCUCUUCACUGCUCUAGCAGGAUGGGGAUUAGAUGUGUUCAGUGCUGGAGGAGGCUGGUGGUGGGUUCCAGUGGUCGGACCGAUGGUGGGAGGUGUGGUUGGGGCAGUGAUCUACUUCCUGAUGAUUGAGCUGCACCAUCCUGUGCCUGAGACGAACCUUGAAGACAACAACAGCGUCAAAGAUAAAUAUGAAUUAAACACCGUCAACUAAAAAGAGAGGAAAAGUAUAGUAUCUUUUCCUUCACCAUAGACCUCAAGCAAGAAGCUCCAUUUUCUUCUCCGUCUUUACCUCUAGAUCUCUUUUCUAAAUCUUUUGCCAAGUAUGUUCAUUAAACCAAGCAGCUAUGAAAGAGUCAGCAAGUGUUAAUUAGACAUAAUUCUAGCUAUUUUUCAUGUUUUUAACAGAAGUAGAACUAUAGAGAAUGUUUAAAGAGCACCAUUUAUUUCAUCAACAUGGAGCAAACAGAAACAUUCAGGUAUUUUCUUCACUAUCAACAAAUGUCACACCACUGCCAGUAAAACAUUGCAGGUGCUAAUAGAUCCUCCAUAUUAAUUACUCUGAACUGUAUUUAGAGAUAAUCAUGAUUUCCGACUGGUUUCUCUGGUUUCCUUUUUUCAUAAGACGCAGUCGAUGCAGUUUGUUCACACUCAGCGAGAGAGAGUUGAACUACUUGGUCCAAUCUGUCUUCUUCUCACAUUAACUUUCACAGACAUCUGACAAUAUAUCUUGCUAUAAGCAGAUACAUGUUUUUCUCUCACCAAAACGAAGGAAGAUACUUUACUGUCCACUCUGUUUACUCAAAGUUGAAUAGUCCUCAUUGUCUGUAAACAGGACGAAUCAGAACAACAUAUAAACUAAGUGCAUGCAUAACUGCUGAUAAAAUAACAUGCAUGAGGUAACAGGAUGAAUGUUGCAGUGCAUGCUAAAAAUAAACCAGUGAUGAACUAUUAAAUAUAAGCUUAAGAAGAUAUAAAUGUGUAUUUAUGCUAGUCUGUCAAAUGUAGAAGAAAAUAAAUUUAGGAAGAAAUGAAAGGAGCAGUAUUGCGCAUAAUACCACAUUUAGACAUGUUCACAUUUCAGGCAAUGCUUAAUGUGAUCUUUUUAAUGCAUCAGUCGCAGCUUUAGGAGAUAUUUCAUAGCUAUUGUUUAUGGGGAAAAUGUUUCAUAUAUGUGUUUUUUUUUUUUUUCUCUUUUAAAAAUGAUUUUAGUAAUUUAUUUCUUGGCACUUGAAUUAAUAGCAGUUGUUUGUACAAUUCAAAGAGAUCAUAUUAUAUAUAUUUUUCAUCUUUUUAUUGUUAUUUCAGUUUCAGAUUAUUAUUUUUUUUACUUUUUACUCUCUCAUACAUGAAAAUUUUAAGAUUAAUUUACUUACAUUCAAAACGUUGAAGACAGUACUGUCAUUCUGCUAAUGUAAACCUGACAUAAAAUAAACAUACUGUUAUGCAUAA
Messenger RNA from Megalobrama amblycephala (Wuchang bream), 2312 nucleotides. It is a transcript of the gene aqp9b, whose product is annotated as aquaporin 9b. Gene Ontology annotation, molecular function: glycerol channel activity; urea transmembrane transporter activity; water channel activity. The coding region runs from base 202 to 1074 and encodes 290 amino acids. Gene Ontology annotation, biological process: glycerol transmembrane transport; water transport. The transcript has 6 exons. Lineage: Eukaryota; Metazoa; Chordata; Actinopteri; Cypriniformes; Xenocyprididae. Gene Ontology annotation, cellular component: basolateral plasma membrane; plasma membrane. The record is from RefSeq and is a predicted model, not a curated record.